This is a messenger RNA of Leptidea sinapis, 4221 nucleotides long. RefSeq names its product serine/threonine-protein phosphatase 2A catalytic subunit beta isoform (gene mts). The record is from RefSeq and is a predicted model, not a curated record. Bases 158 to 1087 code for a protein of 309 amino acids. The transcript is spliced from 7 exons. Lineage: Eukaryota; Metazoa; Arthropoda; Insecta; Lepidoptera; Pieridae. Gene Ontology annotation, molecular function: protein serine/threonine phosphatase activity. Gene Ontology annotation, cellular component: cytosol. Gene Ontology annotation, biological process: peptidyl-serine dephosphorylation; mitotic cell cycle.
ACGCAAUUUCUACGCCAUUUUGUAAGUGUCUAAUAAAGUCAGUAUUUCUAGACACAGUGUAAAUUAGAAAAUUCGCAUGGUUUUGUGUAAAUUAAGUAGUUAAAUUUAUCUUAAUUCUAAGUUAACGUUUAUAACGUUAAUUUCACAAUCUCAAAAUAUGGAAGACAAAGCGUCGCUAAAGGAACUGGAUCAAUGGAUAGAACAGCUAAAUGAUUGCAAGCAAUUGACAGAAAACCAAGUGAAAACGUUAUGCGAUAAGGCAAAGGAGAUUCUAACAAAAGAGUCAAAUGUGCAAGAAGUGAAAUGCCCCGUGACAGUAUGCGGGGACGUUCACGGCCAGUUCCACGACCUGAUGGAGCUGUUCCGCAUCGGAGGCCGGUCGCCCGACACCAACUACCUGUUCAUGGGGGACUACGUGGACCGCGGCUACUACAGCGUGGAGACCGUCACACUGCUCGUCGCGCUGAAGGUUAGGUAUCGUGAGAGAAUAACAAUACUCCGCGGCAACCACGAGUCGCGUCAGAUCACUCAGGUGUACGGGUUCUACGACGAGUGCCUCCGCAAGUACGGCAACGCGUCCGUGUGGAAACACUUCACCGACCUGUUCGACUACCUGCCGCUCACCGCGCUCGUCGACGGACAGAUCUUCUGUCUGCACGGCGGGCUCAGCCCCUCCAUCGACACCUUGGACCACAUCCGAGCGCUGGACCGCGUGCAGGAGGUGCCCCACGAGGGACCCAUGUGCGAUCUGUUGUGGAGCGACCCCGACGAUAGAGGUGGAUGGGGUAUAUCCCCUCGCGGCGCGGGCUACACGUUCGGGCAGGACAUCUCGGAGACGUUCAACCACAGCAACGGCCUGACGCUGGUGUCGCGCGCGCACCAGCUGGUGAUGGAGGGCUACAACUGGUGCCACGACCGGAACGUCGUCACUAUCUUCUCAGCGCCCAACUACUGCUACAGAUGUGGUAAUCAAGCGGCUAUUAUGGAAUUGGAUGAUGCACUAAAGUAUUCAUUCCUACAGUUCGACCCGGCGCCACGACGCGGUGAACCUCACGUCACACGGCGGACACCUGAUUACUUCAUGUAGGCACCGACGAGCGGAAACGCAUUACGUGCAGCGGCGGCGACCCAGGCUACGCUAGACCCCGCCCCCCACAUGUAUAACCUGCUCUAUUGGUUCCUGGUCAGACACACACACACACACACCACAACAUUACACAGAACACAUCGUGCUUUAGGGCCACUACCAACGUAUCUACGCAAAUCGGCUAGAAACAUUAUUGUAUAUUUACGGAUCGGCUAGGAACAUUAAUGUACCUAUAGGAGUUUCUAGGGAUAUUAAUGUAUCUAUGAGGAUCGGCUACGUACAUUAAUAUUCCUAUAUGGAUUCAGCUAGGAACGUUAAUGUACCUAUACGAAUUGCUAGGGAUAAUAAUGUAUCUAUAACUGGAUUGGCUAGGAACAUCAAUAUGCCUAUACGGUUUGGCUAGGAACAUUAAUGUAUCUAUAUUGAUUGGCAAUGAACAUUAAUAUACUUACUUAUAUGAAUAUGAAUUGCUUGUCUAGGGUUGUUAAUAUAUCUAUGCAAAAAAAAAAUCAAAACAAAUGUAUAUAUUAUGCAGAACUACUAGGGACACCAUAAGAAGUGGCUUGUAACAAUAAUGUCGCUAUCUGAGACAGUGCGGAACACAUUGCUAUGAGAAUUAGCUGUGAUUGGACUCUGGCACCGUGGUUGUGGAUUUAGCAUUACUGAUGAUUGAUACUCUAUCCACAAAGAAGGUCGUUUAUGUUUUUUCCUCCUUAUAAAGUUAUAACAGCUUCAUGUGGAGCUGUUUUAGUAGUUUAGCUGAUAGAUUUCUUCUAAACCACCUGGACAGACUUAAGACAAAAUCAAAGUGACAAAAAUCAUUUUGAUGAAACUUUACCAAAUAAGAUUUUAAUCGAACUGUCUGUGUUCAUCCGUUUUUUUGUUUUUAUCAACAGAAGCUGCUUAACUAAAAUAGCUCCAUGUGAAUUGUUACACUUUUUCACUGACAAUUUAGUGAAUUUAUGAAAGGCUAUUUGUAAUAAUGAUAAUGUCACAUAAUAUUGUCUCUCACUACACACGCCUCAGCUCGCUUUGUUCUCAAGUCAUUAAUAAUAUGUCGUCGUCCCUGACGUUUGAACGAUAGUUCGUACCGCCGCCUUAAUUUAGUCAGUGUAUUAAUUACGUAUAGACCACAAAAAGUGUAAAAUAAUUUGUUAAAUAAAACUGGUUUCUUUAUAAUUAUGAUUUAAAAAUAAUUUAUAAUUACUAUCAUUUUUUAUCUUAAACUCUGAGAUUAGUUGUAUUUAAAUUGACUAAGGAGAUCUUGUUAACCCUUUAAAUUUUAUAUGAAUAGACUAUGCUUUCUUUGAACUAUAUUUAGAGUAAAAUCAAAUAGUUCGGUUACUAAUUAAUUAUUGAGGUAAGUUAUUGUGUUGUAAAUUAGUUGAAGUGUCAUUUCCUUAACUGGCAGCAAUUGGACGUAGUUCCUGAAAAACGUUCCAAGCCACAAACAUCACAUUUUAAAGAAUUAGUGUUAAAGUUUUAUAAAUAUUAGUGUAUUCCGUUUAUAUGGUUUGGAAUAUUCAGACAUGGUGUCAUUUAAAGAGUGACAGUAGUGCUGUCAUUUUUUGUCAGUCAGUCAAUAUGAAUCACGUGACCAGUUUUGUGUUCUUAACUCAAUUUCGACAUGAUUGUGGUUUGGAACGUUUUUCUGGAAUUAUGUCAAAUUUAGUGUCAAAUAUUUUCUUGUAUGUGUAUUGUGAUUUUUUUAAUGUUUGCAUUAUAUGGACAUGUAUAAGGUUUUAUUAUAAAUGCGGCAUUUAUGUACGGGCCAAUGAGGCGGCGGUACAAUGCAUGCUGAUGAUGGUAUGUUCAUUGUAGACGACUUCGAAGCAUCUGUAAUACAAUAUAUAUUUGUUAACAAGUAGACAACAUUAAAUAACGUGCAUUUCGCCAAACUUGGUUUUAUUUCGCACCAUUUGGGCGACGAUUUAAUGGACAUACCACCAUAACAAUGAUCUGGUUCACAAAAUGGGGAGAUUUUGAACAUCAAAUGUAGCUUGUUUGUUUUAGUUCGCGGGGUCACUUUAUUAAAAUGAAUAGUGUAAAUGUCUUUUUUAUUUUAUUCCACUAUAACAAAGGCAUUUUCACUAGAAUUAAUUUUAUUGAAAAAUUUAAGAUGUGCAGUGUUGUCUUAAAAAAAGAUUGUCAUAUGUUAUACAUUAUUUUUUUUAUUUUUAACAUUAUUCGUAAAAACUAAUCAAUUUCAUGUCGAAAUUUGAUUUUUAUCGUCUAUUUCCGCAUUUAAAGUAGUGAGGAGACCAGUUUUUAUGGAAUAAAGUAAUUUAAAUGUGCGGAGCUUUCGUAUUUUUUUAUCUUCAUCAAUUUUAGAUUAAUGUGUAGAUACCGAACAAGACCACGCGGUUCGUUGUUAAAUCUGUAGCGUGUACGUUGAAUGAAUACUAAAUGUGUAAUGAACAAAAUAUGUACAGCUUUUUAUAUGAAAAUGAUGGGUUGAGGGGAGAGCGGGGCUAGUCGUCACCGAGCCGGCGAAACAAACGCUGUUUCAUUUACAGUAACUUGUUCUUGAUGCAUUUUUGUUUACUGACGGGAAUAAUUCCGCGGGAAUCGCUCCGAAGGGACCAUUCCAAGAGUCAGUGCCAUUUUCUAGACGAGCCGAGGGCUUCGGUUGACGUUUUUACAUUUCCAAAUUUGCACUUCUAUAUGAAAGAGCGUGUGUACAAAGAUAGUCACCCACCAAACACGUCGGAUGCCACACGUUCUUGGUAUAAGUAUUAAGUAUGUAAGUUAUAGGCAAAAUAAAUACUAAAAAGAACAAAAAAAUAUGCCGAGCUUCAUUUGUAUGAAAUAUUGUUUUUAACUUGUGACGCCGUUGCAAUAAGUUGGAUUGCUUCCGCUAGCGUUUCAUAUGCCUGAAGCUCGCUCUGUAAUAUAAGGCUUUUCUGGCAAAUAGCAAUGGCAGACCUAGCAAUGGAUAUAUCUUGUAUGAAUGUGUGCGAGAGAGGCGUGCGAGCGUGCGAGGCUGGAUAUGAUAGUUAUAUUAUAUGUAUACUUGUUAAUAAAAUUAGACAGUUGACCCUGUCAACCGAGUGUCGAGAGACCGGCAAACAUAUUCUUACAGCUCUGUACUUUGCCCGUGAAUAGGAAUUAGAUAAUAAAUACAAUUAAUUAUA